This is a messenger RNA of Coregonus clupeaformis (lake whitefish), 2267 nucleotides long. RefSeq lists its product as uncharacterized. The record is from RefSeq and is a predicted model, not a curated record. NCBI's taxonomy places the organism in Eukaryota, Metazoa, Chordata, Actinopteri, Salmoniformes, Salmonidae. Bases 551 to 1666 code for a protein of 371 amino acids. Gene Ontology annotation, biological process: cellular response to lipopolysaccharide; negative regulation of T cell proliferation; T cell costimulation. The transcript is spliced from 5 exons. Gene Ontology annotation, cellular component: external side of plasma membrane.
UUUGGGGGGGAAUGCUGGUUCCAUCCUGUAUAGUAGGUGGCGGAAUGCACAUUAAAUUGUGUGAUCGCCAAUAUACCAUAGAAGAAAAAGAAGACAGGUGGAAUACCAGCCGGAAUACAGCUACGACCAGAAGUUACUUUUUGGUAGCAGGUACGCCAUCUAGUCACACCCUUUUUACAGUAUAUCUAUUGAAUGGGCAGUCAGUCUUUGGGUUCCACUAGUUACCAAAGCCACAAAGUCAAAAUUCUCUAUCGUAGAAAUAUCUGAUUUAUUAUUAUUUUUUGGCUUUUUGGUCUUAAUUCAAGGUUAGGGUUAGGUAUAAGGUUAGCAGUGUGGUUAAGGUCCAACAUCACAUUGUAAGAAGAUGGAUUGUAGAAAUGGGCGGGGUUUAUGACGUUCUGUAGUAACUCUGACGACCCGGUUCGAUGAGCUGCUUCAUUUGGUGGUUCACUACCUGCUAGCUACGUAGGUAAUGUGAGGCAAGAAGAAACCGACUAAACUAAACUACUGGCGGUCGUGUAAGUUAUAAGAUUGAGCAGUAAGCACAGCCAUGGGUUGGAAAUGGAGCAAAUUUAUGAUUGUAUUUCUUGUUUGUACAGAAUGCUCCUCGAUUGGUAAUGGUAACGUUAUCAUUCAGAAAACAGUGAAUUUGAAGCACGAGAUCACUCUCCCUUGCAAUGCAAUCUGUGACAGUGGCAUCGAGUGGAGGAUUCAUCGUGGCGAGAUGGUUGCCAAGCUUGAUCAAAGGAACUUCACUGGAGGAAAGGGCUUUGAGAACCGGGUUAAAAUCAACAAAGACUUCUCUCUCACCAUUACCUCUGCUGUGUACAAUGACAAGGGCUCGUAUGAGUGUCUCUGUGAUGGGUAUGCUGUUGGAGAUGUAAAUCUCGAUGUUCUGGUCCCAACAGAAAUAUCAGCUGACGUCGGAGAUAAUGUCACGCUUCACUGCUAUGGCUCGACCAAUAAGCAGGCGACCGAUGGUGAGAUGCAUGUGCAGUGGGAUAAAGAUGGACAGACUGUGCUGAAGAUUGACCCGACCAAUACUACCUAUGGACCUGGAUUCAUGAACAGGACAUCAGUAAACAGGGAUGGUUACAGAGAGGGUGACCUCUCCCUCAUCAUCACCAAUGUAUGCUCAUCUGACCAGGGGACCUACCUGUGCUUCUUCAACCGUCAUAGUGAUCCAGGAUAUCCACAUGGAGUCACACUCACUGUUAAAGAAAACCGUUUGGAGUCUACAACGAGUGAGACAACUACAACGAGUGAGACAAGUGGAAGGAGUAGGUUGCCAUUAGUGGUAUGUUUAGUAGAAUGUCUAGUCAUUUGUGUGUUAGUGGUGGUGAUCUGCAUGUGUAAGCAGAGACCUCCAACCAUGGACGACACAAUGGUUACCCUAGAACCACCACGUCUUUCCACCGAGGAGACCCCUCUUCCUGCUCCAGUCCAGGAAAGCGAACCAGUGACCACUGACAGACAGAUGAAUUCCGAUGAUCAUCCUGAUGAGAACAUGUGCCCCGAAAGAGUGGGACGUAUUCAUGAGGAUGAGCUCCCUGUCAUGAGGAUGGAACACACAGAGGAGGAAGAGGAGGAAGAGGAGGCCCUCCAUCUCCCCGUGACUGAAAGUGGGACACUGCUAGAGCAGAAGAAGAGUAACACAGGCAGUUGAGUAAUGUAUGAAGGUAGUCUGUUUUGGUUGACAACUUCAUUGUUGUCGUCAUGCCUUACAGUCUAGCCUUGUUGGAUGAAAGGUUCACUGAAAAAGAGGAUGUCUUCCCAUCAGAGUUUACUGUAUAAAUCAGUAGCCAAUGACUCUAGCCUGAUUGGCUUGGAUCAAAUGAUACUGGGGUUAUUUUGUCUGGGGCCAGUCUUUACUUAUGUCCUGCCUAGUCUUCCAGCCUUAUUGGUGGCUUCAAAUGUUUUCCCUGUGGACCCAUUUUUAAGGCCAGUGAUUUUACACCAGCAUAAGAAUUAUAUCGGGGGGAAAUGAAAAACAGUUUGAAUCGCUGAGUUCAUUCCGAACUCAGGGAUUAGGUGUGUUUUAUCCAACAGUUCAACGACUAAUAUUCUCAGCCCCAUCUUUCAUGUUUCUAGCAAUCCAAGUGAUCCGUUUAGCUGAAAAAUUGUAAAAAAGCAAAUUCUCCUUUAAGUGGAUAUGAAAGGUUAGGAUGUAAAGCGGUGGUGUAAAGUAUGAAAGUAAAAAUACUUUGAAGUACUAAAGUAGUUUUUUGGGGUAUCUGUACUUUACUUGACUAUUUAUAUUUUUGACA